UGACUUCCACUAUCAGCACUGGGAACGGUGACACGUUGCGUUUCUUGGGUGUAAACAACAAAAAGGCUAUCGGCCCGGAGCGUAUUGCUUGCCACUGCUCUUCCUUCUCGACUUUUGGCCACAGUAACACUAGGCGUCGGCGCGGACAGAUAUUUUAUUCGAGUCUGAAUUCGUGUUAUCGCCAUCAUGAGCACUACCCUACCCCCACCUCCUUCAGACCCCAUCUUUCUCAGCAAUCCAUACGCGGACCACCCCAGCCUCACCCCACUUGAAGCAGAUGUCUUAUGGGAGUACGCAAAGUUGGCUACGAACGUCAAGCAGGUGGCUAGUAAAGCCAAGGGAUUAUCGAAGGAGCCUGAUGAACAGCUGUUGGCGCGCUUGAGGGAUCUGGAGAAGAAGAUGGGGCUCGUAUUGACAUUGUUUAAAGCAUCUAUCUGGGGCGUUAUCAACGAACAACAAUAAAUCGGAUACCAAUGGAUGUGCAUCAUCGAUGACGACAAAUCGAUUGGGACUUUCUCUUGCAUACCACACCUUCUUAGCUCUUCGCUUGUGCACAUGUACUCAUUGUAACGUUCUCUUCAAUAUUAUUACUCCAUUACUGACUUCUAUAUCUCGCUUCAGA
Messenger RNA from Guyanagaster necrorhizus, 622 nucleotides. RefSeq lists its product as uncharacterized. Gene Ontology annotation, biological process: attachment of spindle microtubules to kinetochore. Gene Ontology annotation, cellular component: mitotic spindle; DASH complex. Bases 187 to 462 code for a protein of 91 amino acids. Gene Ontology annotation, molecular function: microtubule plus-end binding. The transcript has 3 exons. Lineage: Eukaryota; Fungi; Basidiomycota; Agaricomycetes; Agaricales; Physalacriaceae. The record is from RefSeq and is a predicted model, not a curated record.